Macrosteles quadrilineatus (aster leafhopper) is the source of this 1126-nucleotide messenger RNA. Its product is annotated as coiled-coil domain-containing protein 42 homolog. The record is from RefSeq and is a predicted model, not a curated record. The coding region runs from base 106 to 1116 and encodes 336 amino acids. The transcript has 2 exons. Lineage: Eukaryota; Metazoa; Arthropoda; Insecta; Hemiptera; Cicadellidae.
UAGUUAAUAAAUGAAGUUCAAAAACAUCGUAGUAGUCCGUGCAAAUUUAAUUUUAAACUAAAUUCGUUUGUAUUUUACGAUCCGUCGUGCCCUGAGGUAGGAGAAAUGGACGAUGAAGACGAAAUUGACGAAGGAAUAAAUGAUACUGCUGUUUGGGAUGAGAUGAGAAUACGAAUGUCAAGGCAACUUAAGACAGAAGCAGAAGGAAGCCAACAGCAUGAUACGUCUGACCCAUCAGCUCCAGAAAUGUUGUUUCCACCGGUGCAUCCUUUAUUGAAUCUUAGAAAGUGUGUAGAACAUAAUAAGCAAGCGGUAGAUUAUUCAAUUUCAAACCAAAUCAAAUCUAAAAGUGAUAAGAUUGACAUCGCCUCUAGUUGGGAAGACAUCGAAAAGAAAAAAGGAGACCUACAAGAGCUUUUCGUGAACGCGGAGAAAGGCAUAAAAGAAAACCAAGCUUCUAAAGCAAGAUUUCAUGAGAUAAUAAAGGAAAAUGACAGAUACAAAGUAGUCGUGGAAAAAGGAAUUGAAGCGACUCAAGAAAAUUUAAAGGAAUAUAGACAUAUUGAACAACAGUUUAAACAAUAUUUAGACAAAUACUCCAUAUUUGAAAACUUUCUGGAGAGUGUGUCAGGAAAUGAGGAAAACUGGAGGACGGUGAGAGACGUUCUAGAUAGGUACGAGACUCUUCGCAGAACCCAUGAGGAAUGCGGGAGGAUUCUGGAGCAGGAACUAGAGGAGGCAGCAGAGUUGAGGAAAAAAAUGUUGGUGGUGCUGGAAGAUAAAUCUUCAGUCCUAAAAUCUCUUAACAACAGACUGGUUGCACUGGAAGUUCAGAGGAAGGACGCUCGAGAUAGAAGACACCACUGGGAAUACACGAUACAAAGGAUCAAGAAUGCUCUGUCAGUUAAGAUGGACGAAUCUUCUGCGCUCAGCCAAGGAAUCAAUGACCUUUACCGUUGUAUGUGUCGCAAACUCAAGGUCGAGCCGAGCAUUCCUCUGAAUAAUUUUGAAGGUCAGGUGGACUUUAUUCAUAAAAAUAUCAUGUAUUACAAGGAAGUGUUAACUAUUGCAUCAGGGCUUAGGAAAACGGAGUUAAAAACUGGAAAUAAAAAAUAAAAAUGCUUCA